UACCAUUGUUAAUCAACGAAUUUUUAAUCAUAAUAUGAACUAUGAAGAAUUGAAUGGAAUCGUAUGGUUAAAACGAAACGAUAAUAUUAAUAAUCAAUCUGAACAAAUGAAUUCAAUAGUGGCCAAUUCAAAAGAAAAUGAACAUAACAAAAAAGUUGAAUGCGAAGAAUAUGAUGAUAAUGAUGAUCAUAGUGUGGAAGAUGAAGAAGAAAUUGAUUAUGGUGAUGAAGAUGAUGAAAUCAUAUUGAAUGAUCAAGAUGUUUGGGAUGAUUCUAUUCUAAUACAAAUGUAUGAACAAUCACAACGUGAAAUAGCUGAAGCAUUACGUAAAAAACAUUUGAAUUAUAAAAAUAAAAACAAUGUUGAUGUUGAUGAUAAUAAUGAACAACCUACACCAGCACCACCACCAGUACCACCACCAACAACAACAACAUCGUCAUCAGUAAAUAAUAAUGAUAAUAAGAAAAAAUCGAAAAAUAAAAAAACAUUUCAACCAAAAACAGCAGCAGCAGCAGCAGCUCCACAGAAUAAUAAUAAUAAUAACCAAUCGAAUAAUGCUGUUUCGAAACAAAAUCAAAUAUCGAAUUGGAAACAAGGUGAUUAUUGUCGUUUGAUUUAUAGCGAAGAUAAUAACGAAUAUGAAGCACAAAUUAUUGAUUUAAAUUAUUCAAAUGAUCUAUGUUUCAUUCGUUAUAUUGGCUAUGAAAAUGAAGAAUGGCGACAAUUAUCCGAAUUAAAACCAUCAGCUGGAAAUUAUUUUCGUGACAGACAAACACAGAUGGCCAUUAAUGAUGGUUAUUAUAGUGGUGGUGGUAGUGUUCAAUUUGAGCAAAAUGGAAAUGAUAAAGAAUACAAUGAUUAUCAUCCAGCAUCGAAUGAAUUUAUGACUGGUACAAGUAGAAUAAUACCACCACCGCCACCAUUUUUUGGUCUAAAUCCAUCAACAUCAACAACAACGGAUAAUCAAUCGAUUAUGAUGAAUGAAGAGGAUACAUUAGCAUCGAUGCUUAUGUCAUGGUAUAUGACUGGCUAUCAUACUGGAUAUUUUCAAGCACAACGUGAUAUUCGUAAAUCGAAUAUGAUGAUGAUGAUGAUGAAUCGUUGUAAUCAUUGUCGUCGUACAACAAAAUGAAAAU
Dermatophagoides farinae (American house dust mite) is the source of this 1136-nucleotide messenger RNA. It is a transcript of the gene Smn, whose product is annotated as survival motor neuron. Gene Ontology annotation, biological process: mRNA processing. NCBI's taxonomy places the organism in Eukaryota, Metazoa, Arthropoda, Arachnida, Sarcoptiformes, Pyroglyphidae. Gene Ontology annotation, molecular function: RNA binding. Gene Ontology annotation, cellular component: nucleus; cytoplasm. The record is from RefSeq and is a predicted model, not a curated record.